Brassica napus (rape) is the source of this 1142-nucleotide messenger RNA. RefSeq names its product CLAVATA3/ESR (CLE)-related protein 22-like. The coding region runs from base 620 to 922 and encodes 100 amino acids. The transcript has a single exon. Lineage: Eukaryota; Viridiplantae; Streptophyta; Magnoliopsida; Brassicales; Brassicaceae. The record is from RefSeq and is a predicted model, not a curated record. Gene Ontology annotation, biological process: system development.
AUAAGAGGGGACAUUCAAGUGGAAUCUGAUUUUUUUCAUGUGUGUGAGUGUCAAUGUGGGUGAGGAAUGAGGAAAAAGGUAGUGAAGACAGACAACAUCAUUUUCCUCAAAGAAAGCUAAGUCUUAGAAUCAUCACUCCAAUUCCCUUUUUUGGCCCCCCUUUUCUAUUUCUUGCUUCUUUGACCCUUCACUUAAUUACUCUUACCUACAUGCUUUUUGACACCUUCAUUACUCUCUAAAUUAACCACUCCAAUAAGUAAUAACACCACUAACUAAUUUAUCCAGCUAAUACCUCUUGACAUCAUUCAACAAAAGCUUAGUUAAGAAAAUAUAAUGAUACUUACAAAACCUCUAGUUUUCAUCACUUUUAUUGUUCUUAUAAAGUGAUAUAUGAAAGGAAAAAAGAGAAAGGGAGAGCAACAAACUUUCAGAGCAAGUCAUAGGUUAAAAGCCCCCUAGCUUUUCUUCCAUCACUUUCAUUCCUCUCUUCUCAUUCUAAGUGAGACUUUCACAGAGAAUAUAAGAAAUCUUGUUCAGAUCUUUCAACUAUUAUCCCCUCUUAUAUCUUCUGAAAAUCAAUUCUAAACCCCAUCUCUUAUACCUUGAAAUUUUGGAAAACAUGGGAAGUUACUACUACAGAAGAAAAUCUCGGAAACACAUCACUACUGUUGCCUUCAUCAUCCUUCUUCUUUUGUUUCUGUUUCUUUACGCUAAAGCUUCAUCCUCGUCCUCUCUUGAUAUUCCUCACCACUCAACUCAUGCAAGCUUGAAAAAACCUCGAGUUUUGGAUCCUAACCUUCAUGAUCGCAGUUCCAGAGAUGCGUCAAGAGGAUCGAGAUAUACUAGUGAAGAUGGUGGAAUUUAUUUUGAAGAUAACAAGAGAAGGGUCUUCACAGGUCCAAAUCCUUUGCACAAUAGAUAACUAUUUUCUUUAAUAAGUUUUGUGAAAUUUUGUCUGAAUAAAACAUAUUUGUGAAAGAAAAAAAACAUAUUUAUUUACUUUUUUCUUACUCUGCUAUACAUUACAUCAUACGUGCUCGGCCAUGACUUGUAACGUAUGUUCUAUGUGGAGGUAUGAGAUAUUAAGAGUGUUUGAACAAGAGUCUUUGAAAAAUAGUAGAUAACGCAUCUUCAUAUGAUAA